CGCAAGGGUACAGACCUGGAAAUCAUCGGCCGAAACCUUACGGAUGAGCGGGAGUGGAAACAACAUCGAAAUUCACCAACUUUGUCAUUCUCGUCACAAUUGGACAGCCUGCUGUAUUUUGGGCAUAUCUCCAUCGUUUCUUCACGGAAUUGCAAACCGUUUUAUUCUGUGGAUUCCUAAGAUGAAUAGGACUCUCUCUUAUAAUCCUUAUAUAUAGGAACAUAUCUCUCAAUAUUCAAUAAGACAAAUUAUUAUCAAAUUGUAUCAUGGUAUCGGAGCCUAGGUUUAAACCCUAGCCCUUUUUUUUCGAGACUGUGCCUUCACCGCCGGUCUUCUUCCUCUCGCCGGUCGACCAUAAACGGCAACCAUGGCUCAAUUUUCAGAUCCGCUUGCUUCGCUUCCUUCUGGUGUCAAGCUUAUUCUCCGCAAUCUCCAUAAUCUUAUCCCAGAGAAGCUCACCGAUUCAAAUUAUCCUGCAUGGUCUCUCAAUGUCAAAACUGCUCUCGAGGCCAACCUUCUUCUUGGUUGGAUCGAUGGUCAUGAAGCUGCGCCUCCAAAAAUCCUAUCCAAGGAUGGCAAGGAAAACCCUAACCCAGAAUUCCAAACAUGGAUUGUGAUUGAUACUCAGAUUCGUGCAUGCCUUCUUCCCGUCAUCAGUCCGUCUGUUCACAAGCAUGUCUGCAACUUCACCACAUCUGCCGAUCUAUGGAACGCUCUCGCUGCCCGGUAUAAUUCUGUUUCUACCGCUCACAUCUAUCAACUACGGGACAAACUUCACACACUCCGAAAAGGUACAAAAACUAUCACCCAGUACCUUGAUGAAGUUGCCACUAUCCUCACUGAUUUGGAUGCUCUCAACGAGGUUAUUCCUGAGAGAGAUGUGGUGAAUGCUGUUAUCCGAGGCCUCCCUCAUGAAUAUUCCUCCUUCAAGCAAAAUAUACGGAUAAACAAUGAGAAUAUAAGUCUCAAUCAACUCUCUGGGUGGCUAACCUCUGAAGAAAUAAAUCUUGAAAUCGAGCAAAAAUUGAGUAUUGCAGAUUCCGCCUCCGGAGUUUCUCACUCUGCACUGUAUACAAACAACGGUCGAGGCCGCGGUCGAGGAGGACCGAACGGUCGACCGUUUUCUGGGCGAGGAUCUGGAUCCGGUCGCAGCGGUCGAAGCUACGGAAGGGGGGGAGGCCGCGGACCUUCACGCGAUCUUCCAGUAUGUCAGAUCUGUUCAAAGCGUGGCCACUCUGCUGCUACCUGCUGGUACCGCUAUGAUGAUUCUUCUACUGAGAGCAACUCGGCUACCAAUUCUCGUGUUAUGCAUGCAACCACAAGCAACCAAACUGGUGAUUGGUACCUUGAUACAGUGGACAACGAUACGAAUCUGGUGCAGUACACAGGCCCCUGUGAGCAUGGUCUCUAUACCCUUCCUUCCAAGCCUAUCCCUGUUGUGCGUCAAGCUGUCACUGCAUCCACCUGGCAUCGCCGGCUUGGACAUCCGGCUCCUGUUGUUUCCAAGUCUAUUUUGUCUACUUUAGGGUUUAAAUUUUCUGAUCACUUACAUUGCAUCAAUUACACCAUCUCCUCCUCCUCCUCCUCCUCCUCAUCCCAUCACCACCGCUACCAGCCUUUCAAUCAUAAUAACCUUCUCUCCUGCACCCGCCCGAGAGACCAGCAAGAAGAACAUAUUCCCCGCCGGCGUGUCGUGUUGAAGGACGUCAGCUGCCGCGCCAAGCCGUGGGAAAUCCUCUCCAUCGUCGGCCCCAGCGGAGCCGGGAAGUCGUCUCUGCUCGAGAUUCUCGCCGGGAGAAUCCGGCCCGACACGGCCUCCAUCUUCUUGAACCGGAAGCCGGUCGAGCCGGCCCGGUUCAAGAAGCUCUCCGGGUACGUGGCCCAGAGGGACACCCUCUUUCCCCUGCUGACAGUCGAGGAGACCCUGACUUUCACCGCCAGGCUCCGGCUCGGCCUGCCCCGUCCCGAGCUGAAGUCGAGGGUGAGCCUCCUGAUUCGAGAGCUCGGGUUGGGCCACGUUGCCGGAGCGCGCGUCGGAGACGCCGAGAGAAUCCGGGGGGUUUCCGGCGGAGAGAGGCGGCGCGUGUCCAUUGGGGUGGAGGUGAUCCACGACCCGAGGGUUCUGAUCCUGGACGAGCCCACGUCGGGGCUGGACAGCACUUCGGCUCUGCAAACCAUAGACAUGCUGAAGCUGAUGGCGGAGACCCGUGGCAGGACCGUAAUUCUCAGCAUCCACCAGCCCGGAUUCAGAAUCUUGAAGCUCUUCAACUCAAUCCUCCUCCUGGCCCACGGUUCCGUCCUCCACCGCGGAACCGUCGACCAGCUUACCGCGAGGCUGCGCCUCAUAGGAUUGCAGCCCCCUCCCCACGUCAACGCCCUCGAGUUCGCCAUGGAAUCCAUCGACGCCAUGCUUCAAGAACAAACCCCUCAUCCCGAAACACCCAACCAAACCCUUCGAGAGCUCUUCCAACAAUCAAAGGUUGUCGACGAGGAUGCCCCCAUUGUUGCCAACGAUCCCGAUCAUUCCGUUCACGGGUUCCCGAAUUCUUGGACGACGGAGACGGUGAUCCUAACGCACAGGUUCUGGAAAAACAUCUACAGAACGAGAGAGCUUUUCGCUUUCAGGAGUGUUCAAAUGCUGAUCUCCGGUUUGGUGCUGGGCUCGAUCUUCUUCCACCUCGAAGACGACUUAAUCGGGGCAGAAGAAAGGGUGGGACUCUUCGCGUUCAUAUUGACAUUUCUUCUGUCGAGCACGACAGAAGCUCUGCCAAUAUUCCUCCAGGAAAGGGAAAUCCUGGAGAAGGAGACGUCGAGCGGGACCUACAGAGUAUCCUCAUACUGUGUAGCCAACGCGCUCGUCCACCUCCCAUUCCUCCUCAUCCUCUCCCUCCUCUUCUCCCUCCCACUCUACUGGCUCGUGGGGCUAAACCCCUCCGGCGCGACACCCUACCUCUACUUCCUCCUCAUCAUAUUCCUGAUCCUCUACACCGCGAACUCCGUCGUGGUGUGCUUCAGCGCCCUCGUCCCCAACUUCAUCAUCGGAAACUCGGUCGUCUCCGCGGUGAUGGGAUCCUUCUUCCUCUUCUCGGGAUACUUCGUGUCGAAGAGCGGGAUACCCGACUACUGGAUCUUCAUGCACUACAUGUCCCUCUUCAAGUACCCGUUCGAAGGGCUGCUGAUCAACGAGUUCUCCGGGUCGCCGGAGAAGUGUCUGCAGAGGGUGUUUGGGAAAUGUGUGGUGACCGGAGAGAAGGUGAUGAAGGAGGAAGGAGGGUAUGGAGAAGAACAGAGCAGAUGGAGGAAUGUGGUCUUCAUGGUCUCUUUCAUUUUGCUUUACAGACUCAUUUCUUAUGUUAUUCUCAGGUUUAGGUGUUCCCAUGGACGAGGAGGAGGAGGAGGAGGAGGAAGAAUCCGCAUAGAUUUUCUUCACAAUACUUUUAAGACCAAUCCCUGAACCACAGCCAGCUCGAUCUCUCUUGCCUGGACGAACGGAUAUUAGUUUUGCUUUAUUGUUGUAAAAGCCAAAUAUAAUACCGGAGGAUAAUUAGCUGGCACUCCUCAUUAUAUUAUGGAGUAAUAACUUAGGACCGUUUGUAAAGCCAGAAAAUGGUUUUUAGAAAAUGACUUUAAGAAUAUGAGUUAUUUUCUUGAAAUCAUUUUCAUCCUUUUGGCCUCAUUAUGGAAUAAUAACUUAGGACCGUUUGU
This is a messenger RNA of Cuscuta campestris, 3705 nucleotides long. The record is from the annotation of a GenBank genome assembly. Lineage: Eukaryota; Viridiplantae; Streptophyta; Magnoliopsida; Solanales; Convolvulaceae.